This is a messenger RNA of Delphinapterus leucas (beluga whale), 6839 nucleotides long. NCBI's taxonomy places the organism in Eukaryota, Metazoa, Chordata, Mammalia, Artiodactyla, Monodontidae. The record is from RefSeq and is a predicted model, not a curated record.
GGGGGAGGGGGUGGCCUGGCAGCUGCACCUUAUGCCCAGAAGCACCCCGGCCCGUCCGCGGUAGCUGCUUCUGGGAGGGGUGUCUGCCUCUGCGAGGGACUCCUCAGCGCUUAUUUAGGUGUGGGGAGAGGAGUGGAAUGAUGUUUUCUAGAUAGACUGCCCAGUCUCACCCGGUAUCCCAACGAGGGGUGGCGGGGUGGGGCGCUCCUUGGGGUCUGGCUUAAAAACCUCCCUGCCCACCCAUCCGUGCAACCCACUUCCAGGUCUGAGUGACUCCCAGAGAUGGGGGAGCAGGCGGCAGGACUCUGGGACCAAUGAGAUAUUAUUAGUACCCCUUUCCGCCCUGCCUCACACCCAGCCUCUUUAAACAUUUUCCUCCCUGCCCCCCAGUGGAGGUUGUGUGUGAUCAGGUGUUUUUGUGACACCCCACUUCAUAGUGUGGCACUGACUAAAAACGUCACCUUGGUGCUGCCAGUAGUCAACUGUCACUUUGUAGUCACAGGGUUGUGUGACCCGUCCUUCACUGACUCUUUUUGUUUCAUCUUCAUUUCCCUUAGGAGGGUUCAGUCUCUUUCUAGAGCAGAAUGGAGUCAGGACCAGGGGUCCUGCAGGUUAGGGACUCCGCUAUGUCUUUAGGGUUGGGAUAGACCCCCUCAGUCCUUAACAGCAUCUCAGAGGGGUUUCCAGCAUAAGAAGUUUUAAAUUUGUUUUGUCCAUGUUGUCAGGGAAUCAUUUGGGGAGAAGCAUCUCUUUUUUGGUGACGCCUUUUCUAGGCUGAUCUGGUCAUUCUUUUCCCACCUCCUGGCUCAGGGUUUCAAGUUCUGGGAUUCAUCAGAUCAUGCACCUGCUGUUGCUCAAUCAAGGGGAGGGCCUCAGCCUGACCUGCUUUCCCCAGAUCUGAUCCCCCCUUCCCCCCCACCCGCGGGAUCCUCAGAUAAGCAGAUCCCAUUUCUGGGAGGUGGAGAAGUUUGUCAGUAUCCUUGAACUCUGAACUUUGUGGAGGGAAAAAUUGGAAAGCAAAGAUGAGAGAUCUUUAAAGAAUUCAGGAAAAGAGAAGUUUCUUCUCCCCCUUGCCCCUCAUUUACUUUGUACCUUUCAUCCUGUGCUAAGUGGCUUCAUUCGUGCUCUCUUUCAGUCCUCACAAUAAACCAUGUGAAGUGAGUAGAGUUUGUAUUUUCAGGUGAGGGUGCUCAUGGAAGUUAACUUCCCUGGAGUCCCUGAGCUGUAAAGUAAGGGAACCGGAGCUCAAACUCUAGCACUUGUGCUCCUGCUUCUUUUCUGUGGGGAGAGUAGAAGAGAGGCUGCUCUUACCCUUACCUUUACACCAUGAGGGCAGGUAGCGUUAGCAGGUAAGAAGGUGGACUCAGAAUGCCUCGGUUUGAAUCCCAGCCCUACCACUUAUUAGGUGUGUGAACUUGAGCAGGUCUUCUCAGUGCCUCAGUGUUCUUCUCUGUAAAAUGGGAAUAACAGUGUCUACAAAACCUGGCACAUGUACGUGCCGUGCACGUGGAUUGCACAUGUUUGUUGUAAUUAUGCUUGCCGCCAUUGCCACAUUCUGUGUCCCCUAAGUCCCCUCCCACCUGGACACUCAGGAUAGUCAUUCUGUCAACUAUCUGAUCACAGACCUCCCACCCUGGACGUUCCCCACCAGGGUUAUCCUCAGAUAGGUUGCUCCUUGGGUGCUGGGUGCUCCCCUGCCUUUCUUGGUACAGUGCUUAGCCGGUGCUCUGCAGGCGGUAGAGUUAGCAGGUAUUUUUUGGCUGUUUGAAACAGGUCUGGUGAGGGUGCACGUGACAGAGCACUGGACAGGGAGCCCCAAGCUUUCAUGCUCGCUUUGCCCCCAGUUUGACCUGGCUCCUGGGCCUGUCUCUUCCCCUCUCUUCCUGUCUUUAAAACCAGUGGGAUGGACUAGCCCAUCUGUACGCAGUGGGGGAGGGCACAGAAUGUCCUUAGGAAAAUCUCAGAGGUAUGUUCAACCAAUCCACCGAGCUUGCCAGUUGGCAGGAGCAGGGGUGGGGGCAUCUGGAAGCCCUGUCCUCCCUUCCCCCAUACCCUACGCGGGGCCCUGAGGUCUGGUUUGAGAUGGCAAGUGCUUGGAGAGACAGGGAAAUCCCCUGGCUGUUGUCUGUGUGUCGGGGUGUAGGUGUGGGAGAGUUGUGCAGUGAGGGGAGGGAGCUGGCUGCGAGGACAGUGGAUAGGGGCAUUGGGCUUGGUCCCGGGGCAGAUCGAGGAGCUUCUGCAGGUGGAAAGGGGAGGCGGGUUGGGGAGACAGCUCCCUCCAGCCUGUUUGGGGCAGCAAGACAGAGGGCUUCCCCCAGUUGCAAGCACUACGCCCUUCUUUCUCCCUCUCAGGCUCCGUGCAGGCUUUGUUGGGACGACAAGGGGCUGGCCUCAGGCCCUGGGCCUGCUUCCUUGGGGCAGGGGCAGGGGAAAGGAAGACUGCCAGGCAAAGGCACCCAGCUGUUCAGGGGGCUGGAGAGAACACAACGUGGGAGAGGGCUGUGCAGGAAGGGACUGGUACAUGAGGAGGGCCGGGGCGGGGCAGUCACACGUGGAAGGAAAGGAGACCUUUCAGGGGGCUGCCUGGACUUCCAACCUGCCCAGCUUUGUUUCAAUGAAGUGUGACUUAUCCUUGCUGGGAGCCACAGGUGUGAAGACCUCACACUUAGGGUGGGGCUGGAGGGGGAGCGGAGGUCAAAGCCUGGGGCUGGGCACUUUGCCAGGUCCCCUCAUUCAAUAGAGAUUAAUUUUGAGCCACGCUGGGUAUACAUCCUCCCAAGGAGCAGGUAAAUCAGGGCCAGUGAUACUUGGGUUUGGCCUGUGCUCUUUUUCUCCUGCUCUUCUAGUGUCUACUCUCCAGAGCUGUUUGGGGGUCGGCCUUUAUCAUUCAGAUCAAAGGCCCAAGGUUAGUGAAUAUUAGAGGAGGCACUUUGAGGGCAGGGUCCCUCCCUUAACUAACUCCUUCCUACCACUCUUCCCCACCACUUCAUCCCAGUUUGCACUGGGUUGGUAGACAAGAUAUAACCAGUAGCGUGUGGUAGGCUGCCUAGUUCCUGGUUGUGGCACUAGUAUCUGUGGUUCUCGGGAAGCUCAGACCCCACGUGUCCUGCUCUGAGUGGUGUGACAGCAGGUCUGAAACCCCAGCCUUGGGCCCUCUGCCAUUAAGUAGGGCUUUGCAAGACGAGAGAAGCUGACAAGAGUGGGAAAACUAGUCACAGCACACACACACACAGUGCCCCUCCAUGGACACAUGAUGAACGGUUAUUUGUAAGUAGGAGUUAGAUUAAGAGAAUGGGAGCAGCCACUUCCUGAAUACCUACCGUGUGACAGGAACUCCUCCGGUUGAGGUAGGUAGGAUCAUUUUCCACAGUUUAUGGACGAGGAAGCUAAGGCUUAGAGAAUGGUAAGCAACUAGCUCUACAGCUAGUUGGUAACAGAGCCAGGCUUCUAAUUCAAGUUUACCUGCUCCCAAAGCCUAUGCUCAGAACCGCAAUCACCCUGGAUUAAAAUGGCACUGGGUCCUGGUGUAGCAGGGCCAGUGGUUCUCAGCCUGGGCUACAGAGCUGAACAGGGACGUUUCAGAUAAACCACUAGGGCCCCAUCCCAGAGAGCAGCUGAGUCCGAAUCUUUGGGCUGGGGCUCUGGCAUCAGCACGUCUUAGAAGGUCUUCAGGUGAUUUUAAUGUGUAACAAAAGCUGAGAACCACUGUAGGAGGCUAAACCAUUUUGACAGUAGAGACCAGCCUAGAAAUGCAUGGCAACCCCAUUGCAACUGGGUUUUCCACGCACCACCUUUCCCUCUGGGUUAGGGACCUGCCUGUCUGUUCAUUGACACAGCGGUUCGACACCUGCUAUGACACCGGGAAACAGAGUCAGGCAGGAAGGCUUCCCACCCAGGGGAAACAGCCUGGUCCAGGCCGGGGCCGGAGAAUACGAGCACCUAAGGGUGUUCUACUUCUGACAUGUCCUAGCCCCGCCUGGGCGAGAGGCAUUGCCGUCUCAUCUGCCCAGUAAUUAUCCCAGGAUUCUGGGCUCCUUUGACUGGUGCUGAUAUUUUUUCCUCCAGGGAGUUUAAAGGGAAGAAAAAAAAUAGAAGAAGGAAAGUAGGGCAUGCAGUGUUGGAGGAGGAGGCAGGGAUGAGGUGUGUUAAUACCCAACUGAGGAGUUUGCGAGGGGGAGGGGGAGGGGAGGGAGUGUUUAGGAGGCUGCGUCAGCUACUGGCUGUACAGAGUCUGAACGAAUCUAGAUAAGGUCACUCCAGGUCUCAAAAGUGAAAUCUGGCCUCCCCUCCCGUGGGGGCCUAAUUCCAUUCUGGGUUGCCCCAUUCCUCGGCUCCCUCUCUGCUUUCUGCUGAGUCAUGCUCCUGGGUCCUCUCACUUGCUCCCUAUUCUCGGCUUUAUUUUCGCUCCUCCCUCACCCAGCCGCCUCUCCCAGGAUGUGAAGAUUAGGGUGAGGAGGGCAUCUUGGCAAGUGAGGAGGUGCCGUCCGGACGGAGGCGGUUCCUGAGGGAGCACGCGGCCCCCUUCUCUGCCUUCCUCACCGACAGCUUCGGCCGGCGCCACAGCUACCUGCGGAUCUCCCUCACCGAGAAGUGCAACCUCAGAUGUCAAUACUGCAUGCCCGAGGAGGGUGUCCCUCUGACCCCCAAGGCAGACCUGCUGACCACAGAGGAGCUCCUAACCCUGGCCCGCCUCUUUGUGAAAGAAGGUGUAGACAAGAUCCGACUCACGGGCGGGGAGCCGCUCAUUCGGCCGGACGUGGUGGACAUCGUGGCACAGCUCCACCAGCUGGAAGGGCUGAGGACCAUUGGCAUCACCACCAACGGCAUCAACCUAGCCCGGCUGCUGCCGCAGCUUCAGGAAGCUGGCCUCAGUACCAUCAACAUCAGCCUGGACACGCUGGUACCAGCCAAGUUUGAGUUCAUCGUCCGCAGGAAAGGUUUCCACAAGGUCAUGGAGGGCAUCCACAAGGCCAUUGAGCUGGGCUACAGUCCUGUGAAGGUGAACUGUGUGGUGAUGCGAGGCCUGAAUGAGGAUGAACUCCUGGACUUCGUGGCCUUGACCGAGGGCCUUCCCCUGGACGUGCGCUUCAUAGAGUACAUGCCCUUCGACGGCAACAAGUGGAACUUCAAGAAGAUGGUCAGCUACAAGGAGAUGCUGGACACCCUCAGGCAGCAGUGGCCGGAGCUGGAGAAGCUGCCGGAGGAGGAAUCCAGCACAGCCAAGGCCUUUAAAAUCCCUGGCUUCCGAGGCCGAGUCAGCUUCAUCACGUCCAUGUCUGAGCAUUUCUGUGGGACGUGCAACCGCUUGCGAAUCACAGCUGACGGGAACCUCAAGGUCUGCCUCUUUGGGAACUCAGAGGUAUCUCUACGGGAUCACCUGCGGGCGGGGGCCUCUGAGGAGGAGCUGCGGCGCAUCAUUGGGGCUGCCGUGGGCAGGAAGAAGCGGCAGCAUGCAGGCAUGUUCAGUAUUUCCCAGAUGAAGAACCGGCCCAUGAUCCUCAUCGAGUUAUUUUUGAUGUGCCAAGAUUCCCCACCAGCCAUUCCAAGCAUCUCCUUCAGGGACUCCCUCCAUGUUCAGGGUCUGAGACACAGAGUGAGUUUCUCCAGCCAGAUGGUGACUUCGUGGAAAGGGGGCUGGCUCCCCCAGAUCCCUCUCCUCGCCCAGCGGUGGCUGGCAUCUGGUCUCCCUCAGAGACAUUACGGUUCCCACCUCGACUCAGAUGCCAACCCAAAGUGCCUUAGCCCAGAGCCCCGGGCUCCUGCCACCCCGUCAGGACCUCUGCCCACCUCAGACCAACUGACCCACGUGGACGGGGAAGGACAGGUGGCCAUGGUAGACGUGGGUGGGAAGCCAGACACAGAGCGGGUGGCCGUGGCCUCAGCCGUGGUCCUCCUGGGGCCUGUGGCCUACAAGCUCGUCCAGGAGAACCAGCUAAAGAAGGGAGACGCCCUGGUGGUGGCCCAGCUGGCAGGCGUCCAGGCGGCCAAGCUGACCAGCCAGCUGAUCCCCCUGUGCCACCACGUGGCCCUGAGCCACGUCCAGGUGCAGCUGGAGCUGGACAGCACGCGCCACGCCGUGGUGGUCCGGGCGUCUUGCCGGGCUCGGGGCCCCACUGGGGUGGAGAUGGAGGCCCUGACCUCCGCUGCCGUGGCCGCCCUCGCCCUGUAUGACAUGUGCAAGGCUGUCAGCAGGGACAUCGUGUUGGCGGAGAUCAAGCUCGUCAGCAAGACCGGGGGUCAGCGGGGGGACUUCCAUCGGACGUAGAGCUCCUGCCCCCUCUCACCCCUGGCCCAGCGAGGUCAAGAGAUGGGAUGCGAUUUCAGCCAAGGGAAAGAUGUCAAGUUCCUUUCACCCCGCCACCAGUUACCUUCAACCGGUAGGAACCCCAGGUCAGCCCACCCCUCUACUGCUCGAUGACCUACACUGACCUGCGAGGUUUCCUUUCUCCCGAGAGGAAACCAGCAGGCCCGUCAGCCUUCCUGGACCCUAACUAAGGUCGUGGGAGGGGGCUGGCCGCAGCAAGCAAGGCUAGAUAACCCCCAAAUCACACUGAGUGACUUGUGGACUCUCUCCGACAGUUGAGCCCAUAACCUCCCCUUCUCUCUUGGGUUUUCUCUUCUCCUUGCUUCCCCGGGAGGGAGCCAAGGGCUCCCAAGCAGGGGCCUCGUGGGCCACAGCCCUGAGGCCUCCUGACCAAGCACACCUCCCACACCUGCCCCGCGCACGGCCUUUCCACCUGCACCCCUUCGUCCUGGGACACACCAGGGGAGGAGGAGCGAUGGAGCUUGCCUUCACCCACACGGUGCACCAAAUAAAGCCACGAUGCCCAUUUUGGGGA